Messenger RNA from Aspergillus glaucus CBS 516.65, 1039 nucleotides. RefSeq names its product GNAT family N-acetyltransferase. Lineage: Eukaryota; Fungi; Ascomycota; Eurotiomycetes; Eurotiales; Aspergillaceae. Bases 199 to 726 code for a protein of 175 amino acids. The transcript is spliced from 2 exons. Gene Ontology annotation, molecular function: acyltransferase activity, transferring groups other than amino-acyl groups. The record is from RefSeq and is a predicted model, not a curated record.
CCAAGGCACACUGUGUGGCUUCACAAUAGAUGGGGUGAUCCAUCACCCUGCGUCGCCCGAGCUCACUCAGCUGAAAACCUUGAUACCCACAAGUUUUUUGUAUCAGGCUAAUCAUUAGUUGGCAAAGUCUCACCUCUAAACACUGAACUACUUGACAUCUGCACAUAGCCACUUUGCCAAAUAGGCAGCAAGAUAAACAUGCUAGAAGGCGAUAUACACUACCGAUAUGGUCAGCUGGAAGAUAGCGAGGCCAUUGCGUCACUGGGCGCCCAUGUCUUCACUAUUUCAUUCGCACAGCUCCUGCCAGUAAAGGACUUACAAAAGUAUCUCCUCGAGUCCUACUCAACGUCAAGCAUAGCCGCCAAGCUGAAGCAUCCCUCAACUACUUUUGUGGUGGCAAUUUAUGAUGAUACCCUGGUCGGCUUCAUGCAACUGACUCAGGGCACGUCCGAGGCUUGCAUCGAUGAUGUCAAAAGUAAGAUUCAAUUACAACGUCUAUAUGUCAGUGAAAAGUGCCAGGGGCUGGGAAUUGGGAUGCGGUUGAUGGAGAAAGCGGAGAUUGAGGCGCAUAAAAUGGGAAUCAAGAAUAUCUGGCUGGCCUCUUGGGAGUCAAACCCGAAAGCGGAGCGCAUCUACGAGAAGGCAGGGUUCGUGAAGGUUGGGAGUAUGAAGUUUAUGCUGGGGGACGCUGAGCUUAAGGAUUGGGUCAUGAUUAAGGCGCUCUAGAGGAAUAAGAGAGAAUGUUACUAUAAUUUACUUACAGCUAGUGUUUUUAGCUCUGUCCUGGCAAUGCAUUUGCCGGCGAACAGAUAACAGGCGAAUGUGGAGAAUGCUGUGACGAGAGGUUGUUUGUCUGAAAGAGGCAUAGCAAUAAUGCAACUGAAUUGGGUUUAUCUCCGCUUGAACAAGCCUAUAGGUUUCCAGCUUGAACCUUUUGUUCCAUCAUGUUCCCAUUCUCUAGCCAGCAGCCAUGGCGCGUUCAACGAACCCUGUGGCGAACCCUCGAGCCAUUGUCUCCAGCUCCGACUAUCGUUUUACC